This is a messenger RNA of Betta splendens (Siamese fighting fish), 1990 nucleotides long. RefSeq names its product RP2 activator of ARL3 GTPase (gene rp2). Gene Ontology annotation, molecular function: GTPase activator activity. The record is from RefSeq and is a predicted model, not a curated record. Gene Ontology annotation, cellular component: periciliary membrane compartment; cilium. Bases 160 to 1278 code for a protein of 372 amino acids. Gene Ontology annotation, biological process: post-Golgi vesicle-mediated transport. NCBI's taxonomy places the organism in Eukaryota, Metazoa, Chordata, Actinopteri, Anabantiformes, Osphronemidae. The transcript is spliced from 5 exons.
UUUAUUGGUUGUGAAACUAGGCAGGGAAAGGGGAAGGUAAAAAAAAAAAAAAAACUAACGCUAAACUGUACGUAAGCUUCUUCCUCACCUUUUUUACAUUCUGUAAGUCACCGUUAGAUAUAGAACAGGUACUUAAUCAGGUCGCCAUCGAAAACCAAAAUGGGUUGCUUCUUUUCGAAGAAAUCCAAGAGAAAAUCAUCUGAAAAAGAGGAUCGUACGCCGACAGCAACGACUGCCGAAACUACGACGACAAGCAACGCGGUUCCCCUUGGCAACAGCUCCGACGAGGCUCCGAAGCAGUACAGCUGGGACAAGAGAGAAAAGGUUGACCCCAAAGACUACAUGCUGACUGGACUCAAAGAUGUCACUGUGGGCCGACUGCCUGGCAAACUAGACGGGCAACAAUUUGUCAUCCAAGAGUGUGAGAACUGCAACAUCUAUGUAUUCGACCACUCCGCAACGAUCACCAUCGAUGACUGUGUCAAUUGCCGCAUCGUUCUCGGGCCUGUCAAGGGCAGUGUGUUCUUCAGAGACUGUAAGGACAUCAAGUGCGUGGUGGCCUGUCAGCAGUUUCGCACGCGGGACUGUAAAAAGAUGGAGGUUUUUUUGUGCUGUGCCACACAACCCAUCAUCGAGUCGUCUACUGGCAUGAAGUUCAGCUGUUUUCAGUACUUCUACCCCGAGCUGGCCUUCCACUUUAAGGAUGCUGGGCUCAGCAUAUUCAACAACAACUGGAGCAACAUCCACGACUUCACGCCAGUGUCUGGAGAGAAUAACUGGAGCCUGCUGCCGGAGGCCACAUCAGUUUUGGAUUACGUACCAGCCCCGGACCCAGAAUCUGAAUUCAAGUCUGUUCGAAUCUCCACCGACCCCUCACGCAGCAUUGUGCCUUUAACAAAGGGAGGCAGACGUAAGGACAGUGAAGAGUCCUGCCUUUUUGUUUUCUUUGCUGGAGAGUACACCACCGCCAACGCCCGCAAACUGAUUGACGAGGUGACCGCUAAAGGUUUUGUGCUAAUCCAGACAAAGGAAGUGUCCAUGCGACCUGAAGAUGUGAAGAGGGUGUUUCACAACAGUGCAGACGAUCUGGUGGACUGGAUCACCAAAGGUCCCGUCAUUGCCCUGGAGCUGAAUGGUGACGGAGUUGUAGAAGCCUGCAAAAACAUCGCCAACGAAGUUUUCAGUGGUACAAAGGCUUUCGUCUCUGAUGACAAAGAUUCGUCAUCUCGAGACGUGGACAACUUUUUCAACUUCGCUGACAUGCAGAUGGGCUUGUGAAGCAGGAGAACAAAUCAAGACAAAGUUUUCUUCAGACGUAGAUUUUAAAAAGAAUUUGUAGCAAUGAACUAUUUGCCUUUUUAUUUUGGCCUCAAAUAAUUGCACAGACAGACUGAGACUUUAUAAUACAAAGCAUCAUUAACCAUUUGUCAACAGACCAAUUGCAACUGCCUAUCAAGAUACAAAAUCAUAUCAAUCAUAGCUGCUGUGAAUAUUUUUCUUUCCAUGAAUGUAUUUGCUGAAUCUUUUUAUUUUUGCGGACUCUCAUUUUGCUUUUGUUAAUUGUGAUUACAGGUUUUUGCUGUAAAUGUUUUUUUAUUUUUUAUUAAAGCUUUCUUUACUGCCUGAAACAGUCACUGCAUUGGAGAAAGCAAAAGCACAAAAUCCCUGAGGGAAAAUAUUUUAUAUGAAAUUUAUAUUAUUGUUUCCUGUAGGAUUCAUUUGCGUGGUUUAGUUAAUAUUGUUUAUUUAAAUUUGUAUGUUUGAAGCAUGCUGUGUAGGCGUAAUAACUACAGAUAUGUUAGGCCAAAAGUCAUAUGUGAAAGUUUAGUAUAUUUUGCUGUUCAUUUAAAUGAAUUGAUCAGUUUCUACCGAAUAGACACAAGGGUACGAAUGCCAGGCUUUGAUGUAUAUCUAUUCUUUGCUGGUAAUUUUGUAAAAAAACAAAUUAAUGUUCUUUGUAAUUUUUUUAAAGAUGUGUGAUUCCGUUGUG